This is a messenger RNA of Xylaria bambusicola, 2167 nucleotides long. RefSeq lists its product as uncharacterized. Lineage: Eukaryota; Fungi; Ascomycota; Sordariomycetes; Xylariales; Xylariaceae. The record is from RefSeq and is a predicted model, not a curated record. Bases 222 to 1598 code for a protein of 458 amino acids. The transcript is spliced from 2 exons.
GCACUGUUGCUUGCAACCUUUCUGCAUUCUUUUCUCAGUAGUAUGUAAUUCGUGCCAUUCGCGCUGGCGCUUUUGCACAACCCCCUUCGGUUCUCAUUCUCUUCUCAAAUGAAAAUUUAAUUCACACAAUUAACAGCCUCUCCUUUUCCCCAAUUUCAUACACGGAUUUCCUAACGAAAAUUUUCAUAUUACCAUUGCCACAUUAGGCAUUCGUUCUCGUUAUGGCCAAGUAUAGCAUUAUGCGAGCCGCUACGGCAUUUCUCAUGAUUCUAUGGUGUAGUAUGACUCACGCAGCCCCUCAUCAGCGUAGAGUACAUGGAAGCUUGCGACAUUCGCGUUCUGAACCAAAUGUUGAGCCAUUCCUGAUUACGGUUAUGACUUCACAUCUGGGCCUAAACUCUACACUCCCAGCUACCUCACCAAAAAACAUCUCGACAUAUCUUGUUGGUGAAUCUCCUAAUCCCGCAAACCCAUCCCAAUUUGUUGGAUUUGUCGCCCAGCGUUCCAAUGGAGAGGCAACGACGUACUUCUCGCCCCCUGCCCAUGCCCGUGCAGAAGUCGUGAAAGCUGCGCCGGCCACCGCAAGCUGGAAGGCUGGGUCCGCCGGGACUAGAUUCAAAACGCCGGGUAUAAUCAACAGCGGUCGUAUAUAUAUCGUUGCUGAUGGCUACCUCAACUUCUACGCGAGCGAAGACAAAAAAAUCAUUCACCCAGAUCCUCAUAAUCCAACCGACAUUGCAAGCCAAGAGCUAUGGGGUUUUAUCGAACUCACCCACGCCAAAGACCCCAGCAAUGGUAAUGAGAAUAUGGUAGUCAAUCUGUCGUUCGUUGACUGGGUAAGUCUGCCAUUGGGAAUGAGUUUAACAUCUCAAGGUCCAAAUGGCACGGAUACCGUGACAAUUGGUGGUCUUCAGCCUGACGGACUGGUCAAAGUAUGCGAAGCAUUGUCUGCUCUUCCCGGCUUUUGGCCAAAGCUAUGUAUAAGGUCACCCGCCAACAACACUCCGCUUAGGGUCAUGUCGCCUGAGAAGUAUAUCAGCAUCCAUUCAGACGACAAAGAUGCGAUCAGCUACUACGAACCUUAUAUCAACAAGGCCUGGGAAAAGUAUAAGAAUGUGGACCUAAAAAUCAAUACUCAAGUUGAUGGUCCCAACUCAAACAUCAAGGUCGACAAUGGUCGGAUCGUAACAUGCCGCGUGGGUCAUGAUGAUAUCUUGCACUGCGACAACGACGCAGGCGACUUUGCCCGUCCAGUUUCGAGGGAUAUCUACGGUUGUGAUUCGGGUCCAUUCGCAAACCCUGCAAAUGGGGCUACAGAGUCGUGGUCGCGCGCGCGACUUAGACCCCGUCUUUGUGCUGCCUUCGUUCGUUCGACGAUACAUCUCGACGGAGUCCAACCUUCACACGACGUUGGUCCUGAUAAGUAUUAUCAGGAAUCAGUUACCAACCACUACGCCAGGGUGGUUCACAACAAUCUCAUUGGGGGCUCGGGGUAUGCAUUCAGCUACGACGAUGUGAAUCCCGGAAGCACGGAGAAUGCGGCUGGUUUGAUCUCCGUUACGCACCCUCUCCAGUUAAAUAUCCAUGUGAAUAUUUAGGUAUUCAGUCCAUCGAGAUGGUACAAGUGCCUGAAAGCCAUGAUUCCUCAGCCUCCAGUUACAGCAAUUGCUGCCACUCUGGUUUAGAUCUAUACAAUUUUGAAGAGUGUCCAACGGAAUAUACAAGAAAUAUUCUGUCAAAACUUGAUCAAGGAAGAAAUGAUGCUCAACUGGCACAAUAUACAGUUCAGCAACCUGGCACACGCAAGAUGCGAGAUGAGGAUACGUAUGAGUAAACGGACGGGUUGCUAUAGACUACCCCUUGCAGAAAUAGUAUGUUCUCGCUACGAGCAUACCAUUAGGUCAUGCUGUGGGAUCAAUGAGCUUUGAGUCGCUUACAUGAAUAUGAAACUCGCGGUGGCAUCAUAUAUACUUUAUUUAAGCACUUUAUCAGCCUUUCCUCUAAUGGAGGUUGUAUAUCACUGGAUAUUAGAAAUCCCAUACUUUUCAACACGCGGAAGCUUUCCGAUGAGGGUAUGGACCCUAAGUAGCUUGUCACAUAUAGAGUUGGACAAUAUCUUCUACUUAUGUGCAUACGUAGAAUUAUUUACAUCCAUCUGCUUUGCUGA